AUUACUUGAAGGUCCUGGAGUGUGAUCCACCCAGACUAAGGCACGUCAGGUCUUGACCUAGGGAUCAAGGGAAGGCUUGGCCGUCUAAGGAGCAGGAGGAGGCCUGCAUUCUCUUCUCAAGAUGCGAGAAAUUCAAAAACACUUCCUAACAGACACAGCAGGGGCCUUAACUGGUGUCUGUUUAGGAGAACCAAGAAGUGGCAUUUUCCUCCUUAACCUGGAGGAUUAGGGAAAGGGAGGAUCAGAUAAUUCUAGUCUCACAGAGGAUUCUUUUCUCUCUUUGGGGGACUUCUUCAUUAAAUGGACUGACUCCCCUAAUUUGUCAGCCUUUUAUCAGUUAUGUGUAUUUAAAUUAGUCUACUGACUUGAUGACUUUUGUCAUUAGUUGUUAGUCAACUACUUAUUCAUAUUUACUUCAACAAACAUAUUGAAUAGCCAACUUGUACUCAACUUCAUUGGGUUAGUUUGGGCUGUAUUUUGGUCUUGUCCUAAGCAGAAGUCUCCUCAACUAUAGCACGGUGACCCUUCAAAAAACCCUUUUACUGGUCAAGCAGAUUUGGAAAAGAAUACAAUAAAAUUCCUAGUAAUGAAAACUGAAAUGAUUGAAAUUUAAAACUUAAUUUAAAAAAAGAAUAAACAAUAGAUUUGACACACUUGAAGAGAAAAAUCAUGAAAGGGAAGAUAGAUGUGAAAAAACAAAACAUUCACGCACCCACAAAAAACUCUUUUAUGCUACUGCUUCCCUAAACACCUACGUAGUGGUCACCAAUAUGUGACUUAUCCCAAACUUCAUUUGCUCUGGCUCUUUUCCUCACAGUGGUCCUAUGUAGUGAUCUUAUUGGCUUCAUUACAUCUGGUAGCACCCUGGAUCACCUACUAAAUACGUGAGGAGGAAUAAAGAAGGAAAAAAAAAUCCAGGAGUUUUGGCCUCAUGUAAUAAUAAAGUUUUAACUUGGAAAUUUCUUAAAAAUAGACCACACAGUCUACAAAAAUUACAAUGAAGUAUGGAAUAAAUACAUUUUGGAGUUAGAAAUUUCAGGAUAUCUAGUAUUUCUGUUAGUCCAUUUCAGCUACCAACUCUGAUGUUACUAUGACCAUGUGACACUUGUGCUUACAUCUUGCCAUGUUUUAAACAAUUUUCAGGACACAAAGUGAAUUUAAUCCAGAGCUCAAGGGUCCUAAUCAUUUAGGUUCUCUUGCUGGCAGCCAGCCACACCAGUCCAUUGAUUCUCUAAUCCCCACCCCGGCCAGUUUUAAACCUUCAAUUUACCAGCUCCAGCUAUCUGACUUCAUGUGAAAGAUGGCUAAUGCGGAAGUGAGUGUCCCAGUGGGGGAUGUGGUUGUGGUACCCAGUGAAGGAAAUGAAGGGGAGAAUGCUGAAGAUACCAAAACCCAAGUGAUCUUGCAGUUACAGCCUGUACAACAAGGUUUGUUUAUCGAUGGACACUUUUACAACAGGAUUUAUGAAGCCGGAUCCGAGAACAACAGGGCAGUUGUGGCAGUAGAAACUCACACGAUACACAAAAUUGAAGAAGGGAUUGAUGCAAGCACUAUAGAAGCAAAUGAGGAUAUGGAAAUUGCUUACCCCAUAACUUGUGGGGAGAGCAAAGCCAUUCUCCUUUGGAAGAAGUUCGUAUGCCCAGGAAUAAAUGUAAAGUGUGUCAAGUUCAAUGAUCAGUUGAUCAGCCCCAAGCAUUUUGUUCAUCUGGCUGGCAAGUCCACCCUGAAGGACUGGAAGAGAGCUAUUCGUCUGGGUGGAAUCAUGCUCAGGAAAAUGAUGGACUCCGGACAGAUUGAUUUUUACCAACAUGACAAGGUUUGCUCCAAUACCUGCAGAAGCACCAAAUUUGAUCUUCUGAUCAGCAGUGCAAGAGCUCCAGUGCCAGGACAGCAGACAAGUGUGGUGCAGACACCCACUUCGGCUGAUGGUAGCAUCACACAGAUUGCCAUCUCAGAAGAGAGCAUGGAAGAGGCAGGGCUGGAAUGGAACUCGGCUCUCACUGCUGCUGUCACCAUGGCCACAGAGGAGGGCAUGAAGAAAGACUCAGAGGAAAUUUCAGAGGACACUUUGAUGUUCUGGAAAGGAAUAGCUGAUGUAGGACUGAUGGAAGAGGUUGUCUGCAAUAUACAGAAGGAAAUAGAGGAGCUACUCAGGGGAGUUCAGCAGCGGCUUAUCCAGGCUCCCUUCCAAGUCACAGAUGCUGCUGUUCUCAACAAUGUAGCACAUACGUUUGGCCUAAUGGACACAGUCAAGAAGGUUUUGGACAACAGAAGGAACCAAGUAGAGCAGGGAGAAGAGCAAUUUCUCUAUACUCUGACAGACUUGGAACGCCAGUUGGAAGAGCAGAAGAAGCAAGCUCAGGAUCCCAGGCUGAAAUCCCAGACGGUUCAAAAUGUGGUAUUGAUGCCUGUGAGCACCCCUAAGCCUCCCAAAAGGCCCCGGCUCCAGCGGCCAGCCUCUACCACCGUCCUGAGCCCUUCUCCUCCUGUCCAGCAGCCUCAGUUCACAGUCAUCUCACCCAUCACCAUCACCCCCGUGGGUCAGUCAUUUUCCAUGGGCAAUAUUCCAGUGGCCACCCUCAGCCAGGGCUCCAGUCCUGUGACUGUCCACACACUGCCUUCUGGCCCUCAGCUCUUCCGUUAUGCCACAGUGGUCUCAUCUGCCAAGAGCAGCUCACCAGACACAGUGACCAUCCACCCUUCAUCUAGCCUGGCGCUGCUAAGCUCCACCGCCAUGCAGGAUGGGACUACCCUGGGCAACAUGACCACCAUGGUGAGCCCUGUGGAGUUGGUGGCCAUGGAGUCUGGCCUGACCUCAGCCAUCCAGGCUGUUGAAAGCACCUCAGAGGAUGGGCAGACCAUCAUUGAGAUUGACCCAGCCCCAGACCCAGAGGCUGAGGAUGCUGAGGGCAAAGCAGUCAUUUUGGAGACAGAACUGAGGACUGAGGAGAAAGUCAUGGCUGAGAUGGAAGAACACCAGCAUCAAGUCCACAAUGUGGAGAUUGUGGUCUUAGAGGAUUAAGUGGGGGUCUCGGGGCCAGGAGAUAUGUUUUGGUUUGGAAUUUUAAUUAUUUGUUUAUUUUUAUCAUUGUCCCACUCAUUUCCACAUAGGAUCCUUUUUUUUAAAAAACAAAAUCUUGUUGUUGUAACUGAACAGGUUGGGUCCCUUCCACCCCCUCAUUGAAAAAUGGACAAAACAAGCUGCCCUUCCGGAAGUUGAGAGUAGGUCACUCAAUGUCCUAAUCCUCUUACACCAAGAAAGUUAUUUCUUUUAGGGGAGGCAUCAAGAUAACCAGAAACCCUAUCCAGAAAGCCCUUUCCAGGCUAGUCUGUCUGUGUACACAUGUGGUUUUGUUCUCAUAAAGGUGCAUUGACCAAACCAGGGAACACAAAUCUGACCCUGGAAGGCAACCCACUCACACGUGGAUGCAGAAGGAGACUUUAUUUUGUAUCCUGGAAGGGGCCCUCAGAGGCCAAUGCAAAAGUCUGAAACAAAAGUUAAGUUGCACUCUGCUUGGAGGGGAAGGUAGCGUACCAGCAGCAGCUUAAAAAGGGAAGUGCUUUGGCCAGGAUGGGGCAAGGAAGUUAUCUUACUUCCAGAAGUGCAACUGAUGCCUCUUAAUAUCUCUGAGGGUUACUAUCAUGGGUGCCGUUUUGAGGCAAGGCCAGUGUUAAGAAGAAGGGUACGUUUCCACCAAGCAAGUGGCGUCAGAGGCCUGUGGCUUGGCAGAAAUAGAAAUCCAGAGACGUCACAGCUGUGCUUUGGGGUUCAGGUUCACCUUGCCCCCCACUUUGUUAAAACACUUACCCUCCUAGUCCAUUCAUUUGCAAACUGUGUGAUGUGUAAAUUGCUGUGAUUCUUGGACUGUGGCUGUUCUCGGGGUGGGGCUCCAAGGCCAUCAUUUUUAUUGCAUGACUCCAGGAGCAGGAGAGUUCCUCAUCCAGACCAGCUGCCCUUUUUUGUGGGGCCCUUUUUUGGCUUUGGAACCAAAAGCAGCCACUCAUUUGGUGCUUCCUCUGUUCUACCCUCCGUCCCUCAGUGGUUAAUGGCGUCUGUCUCCUGGAUCCCACGCUCUUCAGAUUUUUGGCUGAUUCAGAGAACAGUGACAGGUGCCUGCCUGCCUUCAUCCCCUUUUAGAUUCAUAUGUACCAUUGAUACCACAGAUGUUUCUGUGAGAUAUUGAGCUCAUAAAAAAACCUUAGAUUUGGCAGGGAAGACUCAACACCCCACCCCAUCCUGCGGCACCGAGUAGAUGUCACCUCCUGAGCGAGCUGGACUCCCUGGGAAAGAAGCAUUGUCUGCAACAUUAUAUUAUAGGAAAUGUACCAGGAAUGUAAUAAUAAUAUCUUUGGGGGGGGGGUUAUUUUGUUUUCUCUUUUUUUUUUAUGUUUUUGUAUAUUUAGAGAUGGGCCCAUUUUCCGUGCUGUGAUUCCUUCUCUUUGACCAUCUUCAGUGUCUGGGGCAAGAGCGGAGCCUGUUUUUUGUUUCUUUGAUUGCAUUGUUUACUGCACUAGGAAAAAUAUAGGGAAACUGCAGACAAUUUAAAAGAAAAAUAGGUCAAAAAAGAAAGCAUACACUUCAGGAGUGGGAGAGUCUUUUUUUUUUUAAUUAAAUACAAAACUUUGACCUGUAGUUUCCUUUUUUUUUGAAGGCACCCACCUGAAGCUAUGUUUCUUCCAACAGAUGUUGGAAACCCUGUUGUUAAGCAAGUGAAAACUGCGUCCUGCCAUCCCUCAGAUAGCUGUGUAUAGCUAGAGAAGCCCUCUAACUUGAAAGGGUCAAUCUUAAAAGCCUUAUGGGUGAGAUUUCUGAACCCCAUACAGUUGUGGUUUUCAGCUUUAAGAUUGGGGUUUUAUUUUUCUUUUCAAAAUAUUUAAUAGACAUAGCAGUCAGUUUAGAACAAACCUUUGGCCCUUUAUAUAUCUUUAGUGAGGGAAGUGGCUUUUAUUUCUUGCUUCUUUAGGUUUUCUGUUGGUACAUAAACAAAAACAAAAUUUCUGCCUAAGCCUAAAACUGCUACUUGAACCUAGAAAGGCACAUGUCACCCCUACUGCGGUUUUUAGGGACACUUUUAUCUUUCCCAGAGACAAGAGGCUCAAAUCAGGACAGAGGAGGAGCCCUGGAGAACACCUGCUCACUAGCUCAGGUUCCUUUCUUUCCUCCGUCAGAGCUGUUGGUAGUGUUUUAAAGUAGUGUGAGCGUCAUGCUUCCAAAGUCAAGAGAUCACCUCCUAAAGACAGAGCCUGUUUACUUUCACUAUCUGAAUAUUCCAACUGGUGGAAAUACAUGAGCUUUGUUGUUUUCCUGGUC
Balaenoptera ricei (Rice's whale) is the source of this 5311-nucleotide messenger RNA. It is a transcript of the gene GMEB1, whose product is annotated as glucocorticoid modulatory element binding protein 1. NCBI's taxonomy places the organism in Eukaryota, Metazoa, Chordata, Mammalia, Artiodactyla, Balaenopteridae. Bases 1301 to 3022 code for a protein of 573 amino acids. The transcript is spliced from 11 exons. Gene Ontology annotation, cellular component: nucleus. The record is from RefSeq and is a predicted model, not a curated record. Gene Ontology annotation, molecular function: RNA polymerase II cis-regulatory region sequence-specific DNA binding; DNA-binding transcription activator activity, RNA polymerase II-specific. Gene Ontology annotation, biological process: positive regulation of transcription by RNA polymerase II.